Molecule: messenger RNA, 1294 nt
Organism: Daucus carota subsp. sativus
Lineage: Eukaryota; Viridiplantae; Streptophyta; Magnoliopsida; Apiales; Apiaceae
Product: phosphoenolpyruvate carboxylase kinase 2
Exons: 2
Coding region: 80-916 (278 amino acids)
Biological process (GO): protein autophosphorylation; intracellular signal transduction; peptidyl-serine phosphorylation
Cellular component (GO): nucleus; cytoplasm
Molecular function (GO): ATP binding; calcium/calmodulin-dependent protein kinase activity; calmodulin binding
Source: RefSeq, a predicted model, not a curated record
GAAACCCCCAGCUAAGUUUCUAUAUAAAACCCCCACCACCGCCUCUGAAAAACCUAACUAGAAACAAACCAAGAAGAACAUGUGUGAAAAGCUCAACAGAGAAUACGAAAUUUGCGAAGAGAUCGGCCGUGGACGAUUCGGCGUCGUUUACCGCUGCUUCUCCGCCUCCUCCGGCGAAUCAUUCGCUUGCAAGUCCAUCGAUAAGCGCCUCCUCGUCGAUUCCACCGACCUCGAGUGUCUCCAGAAAGAGCCUAAAAUCAAUCACUUCCUCUCCGGCAACAAUAACAAUAUUCUUCAAGUUCACGACAUCUACGAAGACGAGAAUUAUCUCCACCUCGUCUUCGAUAUCUGCGAUUCGCCGAAUUUGUUUGACCGGAUCUCGAACAACCAGCCGCUCUCGGAGCCUCAGGCGAAUAGGUAUUUCAACGAUUUGAUGACGGCGAUUGCGUAUUGUCAUCGAUUAGGGAUAGCGCACCGGGACGUGAAGCCGGAGAAUGUGCUGUUUGAUUCCCGAGACAGGCUGAAGCUCGCGGAUUUUGGAUCGGCGGAGUGGUUUGGGUGCGGGAGUGAGAUGAUGAGUGGAAUUGUAGGCACGCCUUAUUAUGUGGCGCCGGAGGUUUUGUCGGGGCAGGAUUAUGACGAGAAGAUUGAUGUUUGGAGUUGCGGUGUAAUUUUGUAUAUAAUGUUGUCCGGUGUGCCUCCGUUUUACGGCGACUCGCCUGCGGAGAUUUUUGAGAAGGUGUUGCGGGGGAAUUUGCGGUUUCCGAGCAGGAAUUUCCGAUCGGUGUCGUCGGAGGCUAAGGACCUGUUGAGGAAGAUGCUGUGCAAGGAUCCUUCGAGGAGACUCUCCGCUGAUCAAGUUCUCCGACAUCCGUGGGUGCUAAAUGGAGGUGAAUUACUGAAUCAUAUGGACUAAGCAUGAAAAGUGAUAUGAGGAAUCUCAGCCGAAAGAUUUUGCAGCGCGGAGAGUUGGAGAUUGAGGAGGACAGAUGACAGAUCCUUUAUUUCUAGUUGAAGAUAUUGGAAGUGAAGUAGUUGUGGUCCUGGGAAGUAGUAGGUUCAACGAGAUUUUGAAUGUAUGCAAGUGAAAAUAACAAGUGAUAAUGUAUAUUACUGGUAGGAGUUGAGGAAUUGUGGUGCUUGUACUUUGUACCCAAUGUUCUGUUUUUUUUUGGUUUGGCAGUAGAGUUUUUCUCCUGAUCAAAAGGCUGAUGAUCCAUGUAAAAAUGUGGUUGUAAUCAAGAGCAGAGUUUUCUGAGUUUCAUAUGUUACGAGGCAUGUGAUUGUUGUUUCA